Molecule: messenger RNA, 1113 nt
Organism: Cebus imitator (Panamanian white-faced capuchin)
Lineage: Eukaryota; Metazoa; Chordata; Mammalia; Primates; Cebidae
Gene: SPEM1
Product: spermatid maturation 1
Exons: 2
Coding region: 452-1081 (209 amino acids)
Biological process (GO): flagellated sperm motility; sperm individualization
Cellular component (GO): cytoplasm
Source: RefSeq, a predicted model, not a curated record
UGUGGGCACAGUGGGCUGGGGGCCUAAGGGCCCUGGUGGCCCUAGGGACCCCAUGGCUAUGGCAGAGCGGCCGAGGCCCGAGUGGGCCUCAUACCACGACUGCAACACCAACAGCUGCCAGGACCUGGGCAACUCUGUCCUGCUGCUGCUGGGCCUCAUCAUCUGCAUUAACAUUGGCAUCAAUAUGGUGACCCUGGUCAGGGUGGGGCCUGGCAGGAAGGAACUGGUGGGAUAUGAGGGCUGGGCCUAGUGUCCAGGGCCUGCAUAGGAUCACUGUGUCUCCCCCAUCUAGCUCUGGAGCCGACUCCGUGGGGUCUUACACCAAGCGUUCCACGAUAUCGUUUGUGAGAAAGAAGCUCCUAAGUCAUCCUUACCGGAAAAGCAGUCCCAGCCCUGGAAGAAGCAGAGUUCCCAUGCAGUCCAUCUUCGGUGCACCACGGACCCUGUGACGAUGACUGUGACCCCACCCCCCACUCGCCGCCGGCGCCGUCGAGGCUCUCCCACACGCUGCACUCACCGCCCAGUAACUUGGGCUCCUGACACUGACGAUGAGAAGCCCCAACAUCAGUACCCAGCCAUCUGCUGCCACCACUGGGAUGGCCCCGAGAACUGGGAAGGCUUCCAACCCACUCAGGGGACCUGGGUUCCCUGGACUCGGGAUGCCCCGGAGCCCCCUCCCCAGACCAUCCACUUCCAGCCUACCAUAGAGGAAAGGCCCCUCAAAACAGACAUGAGGUCCGAGCUGAGUCUAAGGGCCUAUGUGUAUCCUGUGAACCCCCCACCUCCCAGCCCCGAGGCUCCUAGCAACAAGAACAGUGGGGAGGGGGCGGUGCUGGAGGCAGAGGCGGCUCAGUGCCAGCCUGUCCACCCUCCCACCCUGGGCCCAGCAGUCGUCCCUGAAUUUUUCCGGCGCCGCUCCUCAGGCCGAAUAGUGUAUGAUGCCCGGGACGUGAGGCGGCGGCUUCGGGAACUGACCCGGGAGGUGGAGGCCCUGUCCCGCUGCUACCCAAUGCCCUCUGGAUCCAGCACUGCCGAGGCGACAAGCAAGAAUUGGGUGUACCGUUCCCUGACUGAGAGGUGACUGGGAAAAAAUAAAAAGGAGAGAGGAGGUGA